AUGCAACAUGCUGGUGAACCUUUCCGUGCCCCGGUGAAUAGCACUCAGAUUUCUGCAUUGUCGUGGACGGAGCUUGAAGAAACUCAACACCUGGAUGAUCAUAUUCUGUUGGUAAAGAGAUGGGUAUUGAAUGGUCUAAGACCAGAUGCGAAACCAAAAGCUGCUAGCCCGAUG
This is a messenger RNA of Paramuricea clavata, 174 nucleotides long. Lineage: Eukaryota; Metazoa; Cnidaria; Anthozoa; Malacalcyonacea; Plexauridae. The record is from the annotation of a GenBank genome assembly.